GAGUACAGAUCCAUUACUUCUUUUCCUAUAAAUUAUUUUUUGUGUUUGUCAAUUUUCCUUGUUUUUAGUAAUGUUCCCCUCUUCAAUUCUAGGCUGAUGUGUUCUUUUGUAGAUACACUUCUACGCAAUGUAUCAACUUUUCUGAGUCAUCGUGAAGAAAACUAAGGAAGAAAAAGAUCAAGCAAACCACAUGGAUUCACUUUUAACCAGGAAUCUCUUUAUCAUCUUUUUGCAAAAAGCCUCAUUUUUGAUAAGCUUGUAUGGAAAAACAAGCAUGCAAAGUUCAAUUUGUUAUAAAAGACACUGCAGCUUUGCCCUUUCCAUGUUGUCCUCCACUCAUGCACCUAAAAGCAAAUUUAAAGCAUGGACUAGUGUUACAGAUUAAUAAAUACUGCAUGAUUUCAAUCUUCUUCCAGCCUCAAGAUUUUUCCUAUAUGUUCCUCUGAAUUCCCUGAAUUAUUUCCACCUAACUCGUAUGAAAUGGCAACAACUCCAUCAGUGACCCCAGAUCAAGAGCAGCUGCAGCCUCAAGAAUCAGUGCCUAAUCCUGUAUCAGUGUCAGCAACCACAAGUGCUUGGCAUUCUUCAGGAUCUAUAGGACCAUUCUUUGCAGUCAUUUCUGUCCUGACAGUUCUUGCCGUCAUCUCAUGCUUUGCGGGAAGGAUUUGCAAAGGUCGAAGCGUUACACCGCCGGAGAACAUCCAGCAUGGAGGUUGUCUUGGCUGGUUGAGAAGGAAAUGGUGCGCCUGCGCUAAUAAUGAUGCUGAAGUUUUAGGCAACAAGGCAGCGGAAAGCAAUGAUGUGAGACUCUUAAUAGUAGACAAGGAUGACUUUAGAAGAUUUUGGUGCUCUAGAUUCUUGGGUCUGUGUUAAUUUGGGAGCAGAAAUUGCCAGGUAACCAUCUAAAUCUUGGUUCAUUUGUUUUCUUUGCCUCCACUUACUUUGGUUAAUGAGUAAAAUUAUGUGCAAAAAGAGCAAAAUUCAUGUGCUAUGUAAUCGAUGUCAGUUCCACAGAGAUUAAGGGCCAUGAAAGUUUUAACUUUAGAACUACUUUUCAAAAGUAUAUUGAGAGAUCCAAAUCCAAAGGAUCCAAAUAAAAAUUACUAUCAAUCUUUGAUCCGUC
Messenger RNA from Coffea arabica (coffee), 1123 nucleotides. RefSeq lists its product as uncharacterized. Lineage: Eukaryota; Viridiplantae; Streptophyta; Magnoliopsida; Gentianales; Rubiaceae. The record is from RefSeq and is a predicted model, not a curated record.